UUUUGUGAGGCCAGGAGAAGUGCUCUAUUUUCUCCAUCGCCGGCCUUUGCUUCAGUUUCGCCCUGGUUUAUUGGCUCCUAAAUCAUAGUAAUUAAUAAUAAAAUAAAUAAACAAAUUAAAUUAGAAAAAAAAAAAAAAACACCUAAGCAAUUGAUGGCUUCUUCAGCCAUGGUUGAUAGCUUAUGCUCCAUCUCACCUUCCCCCUCUCUCAAAUGUUGCAGAAUCCAAACCCUAACUCUAACUCCCAAUUCCCAGUUUUUUUCCUCCGCUUCCUUUCUAAAACUGAAGCGCCAAUAUCUUCUGCUCCCAAAAUUCCGACUUCUCAAACCCGCGACUCGCAAUUCUAGGUGCGCUCCCGUCGUUUUCGCUGCUCAGUUUGAUAUCUUCAAAGUUGUUCAAACAGCAUGGAAGGUUGGGAGGGAUGGUGUUGAAGCAGGAACUGAUCUGGUGCCUGACUCUGUACCAAGACCAAUUGCAAGGAUUUCAGUAACAGUGGUCGCACUGGCCGUUUCACUCUUUCUGCUGAAGUCAUUUCUAUCUACAGCUUUCUUUGCUCUGGCUACAAUGGGAUUCGUAUAUUUCAUGUUCAUUGCUCUGAACAAAGAUAAAGGACCAAGACGUGGUGGAGGAGCAGAUUCUUCAGAGGAUCCUGUAGAAGAAGCAAGAAGAAUAAUGGAAAAGUAUAAGUAAUGUGAUUGAACAAUUUCCGUGUUAUACCUGCUCCAUUAGCAGCGAGUAUGCACUUAGAACAGGAACCCGGAUUAUUUAUAUAUACAAGACAUAUAUUUUGAUUGA
Messenger RNA from Manihot esculenta (cassava), 795 nucleotides. RefSeq lists its product as uncharacterized. The coding region runs from base 154 to 690 and encodes 178 amino acids. NCBI's taxonomy places the organism in Eukaryota, Viridiplantae, Streptophyta, Magnoliopsida, Malpighiales, Euphorbiaceae. The transcript is spliced from 4 exons. The record is from RefSeq and is a predicted model, not a curated record.